Molecule: messenger RNA, 1734 nt
Organism: Eremomyces bilateralis CBS 781.70
Lineage: Eukaryota; Fungi; Ascomycota; Dothideomycetes; Eremomycetales; Eremomycetaceae
Product: DNA repair protein Rad9
Exons: 8
Coding region: 128-1420 (430 amino acids)
Biological process (GO): cellular response to ionizing radiation; DNA replication checkpoint signaling; mitotic intra-S DNA damage checkpoint signaling
Cellular component (GO): checkpoint clamp complex
Source: RefSeq, a predicted model, not a curated record
UGCAUCUUUGUCGAAGAGCAUUCAAUACUUUCGCUUUAUUGAUGAUUGUAAACUGAUAGCACUGUCUCGCUCAUCCAUCUUGCAACCCCCGGGUUGAGCGUGUCUUCUCAGUGCAGGUCUCGCCAUUAUGGCUUCGUUAUCAUUCGCCUUACUACCAGAGGCAGCGUCUCAGUUCUAUGACAUGCUGUCAUGCCUUGCUAAGUUUAGCGAUACUGUUUCAAUUGAAGCCCGUGAAGAUCGUUUGUUGAUAUGUACUCUUAAUUCAUCAAGGUCGGGAUAUGCUGGCUUCACACUCGACUAUCCACAAUUUUUCUCGGAAUAUAGUUUCAACCUGGCACGACCAACAACUAGUUCGACAAGCGUAAACAAGUACUCUUUUCGGAUUCUCAACAAGGCACUCAUCUCCGCAUUCAGAAGCCGUGUGGCUGACCAGAGGACACGGAAUACGACUGUUGAUAAAUGGGUUGUCACGGUGCAAGAUCGCCUAGACGAAACCGAGUGUAGACUGGUCAUUCAAGCCAUCUGCAAUGGAGGCAUCACGAAAACGUACAGAUUAACAUUUGAGGAGGCAGAAGUCACGUUCGCUUUGUUCGAGAAGAAUGAAGCCAAGAACUGCUGGGUGAUUUCCUCUACCAUGCUAAAAGAGAAUACGGAUUUCUUUGGACCUCGAGCGGAGCAACUAGACAUCUGCCAUGAAAAUGGCAAGAUCAGCUUCAUCAGCUUCACUGAGAAGAUAGUAAACGCCAAGAAAGAAGUCCUAAAGCAUCCCUUGCAGACUACUAUAGCAAUCAACGCCCCCGACUUCGAGGAGUGUGAAGUCCUUGAACAGUUGCAUAUCACUAUUAGCGUCAAAGAAUUCCGGUCCGUUGUGGCCCAUGCCGCAUCGCUGAAUGUUUCACUCCGAGCGACAUAUUCUCGCCCAUCGAGACCCCUGCAAUUCAGCUACGGGCUCAAUGGGGUCAAAAGUCAAUUCAUUCUCAUGACGGCGGGGGAGUACCGUGGACCUCAAGUACAACCGACGGCGCAAGAACCGCUGUCAGUCUUGAGCCGCCCGACCAACAUCACCGUUCCCAUAACUGCAGACAACACCAUGGGGGCUCCGCCGGUUCCUCGUAUGGCUCAACGGAAGCCUAAUGAGAGCAAUCGGGCGCUUGGGCGGGUAAGUCCGGUCAAAGCCAAGGCAGUCUCGCAGCAGAAUGAGACUCUGUUUGUUCGGGAUGACGACGAGGCGUGGGAUCCGCCAAACUUUGAUACGGAGGAGUCGGUGCGGUGGGAUGCUAGCGGUGAUUUCAGCCAACUCCAGUCCUUCCGGGAUAGUGGUACAGUGAGCGGCCAGUCCGCCGGCCCUGCGACUGAAAAUGUGGAUACCGAAGUGCCAGCGACGCAGCGCGUAUCUCAGAUUCGGGGUCUUUGGGGCUAAGAGCUAACCCCGGGUGCAAUUCUGGUAUCCGGAUGCCGUCAAUCGAAAUCAUGACAUCUGGGACACUACCAAUGUUAGAACAGCGGCGGAAUCAUUCCGCUACCUGUAUCCAAGAAGUCGCACAGCCAGCUCCGAGGCUGACAACGACACCUUGAACUUCGAGCUCGUUGCACCGGUCUUGCACAUCACCAUUCGGCGCGUCGUCGAUACUGCCAUACAAUGCUCACUCCCAGUGGCAAUCAUGGAAAUACGAGGAAGGCCGUUUGGGCAAAGCUGGCCAUGGUCAUUUCUGCCCCAAGACAACAUUUCACCGC